AUGAGGUUCGGAUGGGCCGUGGUUUUUGCACCGGCCGUUUUGGCUGCGACGGUGUCUUAUGAUUUCACUAUUGAAUGGGUCAGGGCGAAUCCUGAUGGGGCGUUUGAGAGGCCCACGAUUGGCAUAAAUGGAGUGUGGCCGAUCCCCAGGAUUGAGGCUAAUGUUGGAGAUACCAUUUUGGUCAAUGCCAGGAAUAAUUUGGGCAAUCAGAGCACGUCUUUGCAUUUCCAUGGAUUGUUUAUGAAUGGCUCCAAUCAUAUGGAUGGACCGUCGCAGGUUACGCAGUGUGCUAUUCAACCUGGACAGUCUUUUCUUUACAACUUUACGAUUACUCAACCUGGUACUUAUUGGUAUCACUCUCAUACCGAGAGUCAAUAUCCUGAUGGUCUUCGUGGUCCUCUUAUCAUUCAUGACCCAGAGUCACCUUUCAAAGACCAAUAUGACGAGGAAAUCAUCAUGACUGUCUCAGAUUGGUAUCACGACCAGAUGCAGACUCUUAUUCCCGAGUUUAUGAGAAAGGGAAACCCAACUGGUGCCGAGCCAGUCCCUCAAGCUGCUCUCAUAAACGAGACUCAGGAUCUCAAGGUUGCUGUCCAGCCUGGAAAGACAUAUCUUCUUCGACUGGCCAACAUCGCCGCAUUUGCAGGACACUUCUUUUGGAUUGAGGGUCAUAACAUGACUAUUGUUGAGGUGGACGGCGCAUACACGAAGCCAGCUGCGGCUAACAUGAUUUAUCUAUCUGCUGGUCAGCGAUGUAGUGUUUUGGUCGCUACCAAGCAGGACGCUUCGGCCAACUUUCCCAUCGUGUCAAGCAUGGAUACAGAUCUAUUCGACGUGCUCCCCGAUGAUCUCAACUGGAAUGUCACCGGAUGGCUGGUAUAUGAUCAAGAAAAGGACCUCCCUAAGCCGUCGACCGUUUACGAAUUCGAUCCUCAUGAUGAUAUGGAUCUUGUGCCUUACGACGAGAUGGCUUUACUCCCUGAACCUAGCAAGCAUAUCGAACUGGAUGUCAUCAUGGAUAAUCUCCGCGACGGUGCAAACUACGCUUUCUUCAACAAUAUCACUUACCAGGCUCCCAAGGUGCCUACGCUAUAUACUGCAUUGACAAGCGGCAAAGAGGCAACAAACCCGCAGAUUUACGGAACCUAUACGCAUAGCUUCGUUUUGAAGAAGGAUGAGAUUGUUCAAAUUGUUGUCAACAACAGGGACGACGGACGACAUCCAUUCCAUUUGCACGGCCAUCACUUCCAAGUCCUUCAUCGAAGUGAAGACGAUGUUGGCGAUUUCGCUGGCUCGGAGAAGUUUGCCAAGACACCGAUGAGACGAGAUACUGUUGUAGUGAGAGGGAAUGGAAAUGCGGUGCUUCGAUUCAAGGCCAAUAACCCAGGUGUCUGGCUGUUCCACUGCCAUAUCGAGUGGCACGUUACGUCUGGGUUAAUCGCGACAUUCGUUGAAGACCCUCUCGCUUUGCAGGCUUCGCUUGAGCUACCCAAAAAUCACCUCGACGCUUGCAAAGCUGGUGGUGUUCCUACAGUCGGCAAUGCUGCUGGAAACACUGAUCUCUCUGACCUUUCCGGCGAAAAUGUCCCGCCACCGCGUCUCCCUGACGGCUUCACACCGAAAGGCAUUGUCGCAUUUGCGUUAAGCACAUUGAUGGGUAUUUUUGGCAUUUACACAGUCGCAUCAUACGGAAUAAAGAAGGACAAAAAGACGCCCGAGAGAGCGCCGUUGCUUGCCGAAGACGAACCCUCGGAGCAGUAG
Molecule: messenger RNA, 1761 nt
Organism: Fusarium coffeatum
Lineage: Eukaryota; Fungi; Ascomycota; Sordariomycetes; Hypocreales; Nectriaceae
Exons: 5
Coding region: 1-1761 (586 amino acids)
Biological process (GO): reductive iron assimilation; cellular response to iron ion starvation
Cellular component (GO): high-affinity iron permease complex
Molecular function (GO): ferroxidase activity; copper ion binding
Source: RefSeq, a predicted model, not a curated record